This is a messenger RNA of Punctularia strigosozonata HHB-11173 SS5, 939 nucleotides long. RefSeq lists its product as uncharacterized. The record is from RefSeq and is a predicted model, not a curated record. The coding region runs from base 1 to 939 and encodes 312 amino acids. NCBI's taxonomy places the organism in Eukaryota, Fungi, Basidiomycota, Agaricomycetes, Corticiales, Punctulariaceae. The transcript is spliced from 4 exons.
AUGACGAGGACCGCCGUCCGGCAGCUGCCCGUCCGAGCCCGGUCGUGUCAGGUACUGCUCCUCCUAGACCCCCUGAUGGGCGCUCGCGACUUUAGGAACGAUCUUCUCGGCGCCAUCACACCGCCCUUGGCCGACAUCGACAUCACCGAGCGGCUGUUCACGUCCGAGGACGACCUCCAAGCCGCCAUAGAAGACGCCGCGGACAUCUCCGACCCUCAGUUUUCCGUUUCCAAGUCGCCGAUCUUUCCGGAGAACGCGCUGCAGCUACAGUUCGACGGCCCCGCGCCCACCCCGAGCCCGUCCUCCUUCGGCGGGAGCAGCAGCCGCAUCACGCCCAGCCGGAGCCCCGCGCGCUCCCCUUUCCGUCCCAACGCCGACGGCGACCGGGAGGAAGAGGGCGCGCGGCGCACGGUGCGCUUCCGCUCGCGCGUGCGCAUCGCGUCCGGGAUCCCGCGCGAGCGCCGGGGGAGCUACGGCGCCGACUCGGCCGCGAGCGACUCGCCGUCGAGCAGCAUCUCGGCGCCGCUGCGCCGCGCGUCGGGCGGCGGAGAGGACGACCCCCGCGCGUCGUACGCCAAGCGGCUGCUCGCCAUGACCGUGGCCGCGCGGCAGAAGCGGGCCGCCGCCGCCGCUGCUGCAGACGUGGAGGAAGGGGGGAGGCGCGCUGCUGUGGGGACGCCGGCGCCGGGCCGGAGGAGGCGGACGUUCGACGAGCGGGACGCGCUGCGGCGCGGGCCCCGGCGCCGGCCGUAUGUGUGCGACGUGGACGAGGACGACGAGGUUGAGGAGGAAUCGGACACGGAGGAGGCGCGGCGGAAGAGCGAGGAGGAGAUCGUGUUCGGGCCGUGGUCGAGGCGGAUCUUCGACCGACAUUGGUGGAGGUGGAAGAUCGAGUCUGUGACCUGCUGGUGCUGCAACGACGAUGACGACGAUGGCUGA